This is a messenger RNA of Theobroma umbraticum, 1245 nucleotides long. Its product is annotated as nudix hydrolase 7-like. NCBI's taxonomy places the organism in Eukaryota, Viridiplantae, Streptophyta, Magnoliopsida, Malvales, Malvaceae. The record is from RefSeq and is a predicted model, not a curated record. Gene Ontology annotation, molecular function: NAD binding; ADP-ribose diphosphatase activity; NADH pyrophosphatase activity.
UUAAAGUUGUUUGAGAGGAAGGAGGUUAUCUGUACGCCAACUAACUGCUAAGAUCUGUUUAUUUGGUUUACAUGCAUAGGCUAAGACAAGGCAAACUAUAACCCAACAAUCUUUGUCUUGGAACUGUUCAUUUUGUACCCUUUUCUUGGUUUUGUCUCCCAAAAGGUCAAUAUAAUAGUAAGUCAUCAAGCUCUGUCGGAUACAUGUCGACUUCAACAGGUGCAGUAGCAAUUGAAAAGCAGAUGGUACCUGAAAAUGAAGUUCAACAGGUUGAAUUACUUACUGGGGUCGAGGAUUUACAUGGAGGAAUCACUCUAGACAUGAAUAAAGCUAUGGAUUCUGAGGCCUUCGCCUCUUCACUUAGAGCUUCAAUUUCACCGUGGAAGCAACAAGGGAAGAGGGCGGUUUGGAUUAAAGUGCCUACUGAACUUGUUAAUCUGGUUGAACCGGCGGUUAAGGAAGGAUUUAGAUACCACCAUGCUGAACCAGACUAUUUAAUGCUUGUAAACUGGAUCAGCAACUCUACCAAUACUCUUCCUCAAAACGCUUCACAUCGUGUAGGGAUUGGUGCUUUUGUCGUAAAUGAUAAAAGAGAGGUGCUUGUAGUCCAGGAAAGGAAUGGCAUUUUCAAAGGCACAGGUGUCUGGAAAUUCCCUACCGGAGUUGUUAAUGAGGGUGAGGAUAUUUAUAUGGCAGCAAUUAGAGAAGUAAAAGAAGAAACAGGGAUCGACACAGAAUUUGUGGAAAUUUUAGCAUUUAGGCAAAGUCACAAGUCAUUCUUUACAAAAUCGGAUUUGUUUUUUGUUUGCAUGUUACGUCCACACUCAUUUGACAUCCAGAAGCAAGAUAUAGAGAUUGCAGCGGCCCAGUGGAUGUCACUUGAGGACUAUGCAGCCCAAGCUUUUAUCCAGAAACAUAGUGUCUUUAGUAGUGUUGCCCAAGUAUGCAUAACAAAGUUAGAGAAGGACUACGCCGGGUUUUCCCCAGUUCCUACGACCACAUCUUCUGGUAAAACUAGUUACCUAUACUUCAACAGCGGAGAUCUGAACCAGCUAUAAGCUGCAGUAGCAAGGUCAUUACUAAUGAAUAAGUCUGAUUGUGCACAUGCAAAAGCUGAUACAACAGAAACUCAAGGUCAAGGAUAAAGGCCAAGAGGGAUAGCUAAUAUAUAAUUUACACCAAAGACACACACCGUGUUUUUCAUUCCAUAUCCUGUUUUUGUUCCUUAAUAAAUAAUGUAAUGCU